Molecule: messenger RNA, 1071 nt
Organism: Nothoprocta perdicaria
Lineage: Eukaryota; Metazoa; Chordata; Aves; Tinamiformes; Tinamidae
Product: tetraspanin-18-like
Exons: 7
Coding region: 1-738 (245 amino acids)
Cellular component (GO): membrane
Source: RefSeq, a predicted model, not a curated record
AUGGGUGUCCUGAGCUGCGUCAAGUACCUGAUGUUCAUCUUCAACGUGCUGGUGUUUGCCGGCGGGAUGUGCCUGGCCGGCGUGGGCGCCUGGGUGGCCGCGGACCCCGCUGGUUUCCAGGACAUCGUGGCCACCAAGGCGGUGCUGAGGGCGGGCGCCUACCUGCUGCUGGCYGUGGGCAUCGCCCUGGCGCUGCUCGGCUUCCUGGGCUGCUGCGGCGCCCUGCGCCGGAGCCGCCCGCUGCUGCUGGCGUUCUUCAUCCUCGUGAGCCUCGUCUUCGUCACGCAGCUCGUGGGCGCUGUGCUCUUCCUGGUGCACUGGAAGGAGAUCAGCCCAGAGCUCUUCCUGGCCGAGCUGCGGAGGAACUACUGCGGGGACGAGGGCGCCGAGGUCUUCUCCACGGCCUGGAACACCCUCAUGAUCACGUUCUCGUGCUGUGGCGUUUCAGGGCCUGAGGACUUCGGGAACAGCUCCCGCUUCCAGGAGCUGCAGCCGGGCUCGCCGUGGCCGCGCGCCUGCUGCACCCGCCACGGGCUCCUGCAGGCGGGCGAGCUGCUGGGCUGGGAGCGCUGCCGCCAGAGGCGCCCGGGCUACGUCCACGAGCAGGGCUGCUUCUCCGCCAUCGGCGGGACCUUGCAGAAAUACACGUCCGUCCCCGGCGCCACCAGCCUGGCCGUGCUGGCCAUCGAGAUCUUCGCCAUGUUCUUCGCCUUUUGCCUCUACUACAACUUCGACUGAGCAGGACGCGGCGAGCGAGCGGCGGCCCGGACCCCUGCUCUUCCCAGAGCCCAGCUCUUCCACCCGCGCUCGCUUCCCRCAGCAGGCAGCAGCCCGGCCUCCUGCCGCUGCUCCGUGGCCCCGAGCGCUCGCUUUCCUUGGAGCAGGGGCAGGACACAGGAUCGAUUCCACACGGACAACCCCGCGCCCUCACUGGGGUGGAGUUGCCGCCGUUCUGGGCUGCAGAGCAGCUCCCGUGCACCUCCCGCUCAGCUUCUGCUUUGACGCAGGGGAUCCCAGCCUCCUUCCCCACGGCGGUGCUGCCGAGCCCAAGCUCCAUGGGCUUUUCCAGCU